UGUAUUUGAGUAGGGAUGCAUCUGAAAGAGGUAAAGCAACUGAGGACUAGAGUUGGUCCUCCAACUGAAGGUGGAGAUGACAUGACUGCGCUCGAGAGGAAGAAAGCAAAGGACCUACGUGGUCAGCAAGUGUUUCUGCGUCCCGAGGAAAGUUCAGCCCCGGCUCUGGGCACCAGGCAGUCCACCACGUUGUCCGAACAGCUCCAGGAUGCCUUGCUGCGGCUGGCAGCAGUUGUUGAUGUACGCUCGCUCCGAGUGGCCCUGCGAGACAGCGUUCAGGAGCUGCUCCCCAGCACGGAGUGUGUGUGCAUCUUCGUGCUGGAGGGAGACUCCAGGCUGCUGUGUGAUGACCCGCCGUACGAAGUGCCACAGGAGGGGAAGCUCAGGAGUGCUGUGGAGCAGCAGAAGAGAUACGAGUGUGCCGGUCUCCCUCCAUCUGAACUGCCAGAGAAAUACAGGCUCUUCCUCGCUGCACCGUUACCGGCACACAGGAGAGCUCUUGUAAUUCCCAUCUUGGAUCAGGAUCACACCAAGGUCCUAGCCGUCUUACUGGUGGGAUGUGGCCCGCUAUCAGAUCAAGACGAGCUGCAUCUGAAUGUACUGGGAAAACACGCCUCGGUGGCAUGUGUUCGCAUCCAGGCUGUGCAAGCAUCCUAUCAGAGGCCUCCUCUGAGCCCGUCUCCACUGCAGUCCCACAAUGCUCUGCUGCACCUCAAUGUCUCAGAGCAGGACUACUGCGAGCUAGAUCGCAACAUUCUGCAGCUCUGUGGUGAGCUCUAUGACCUUGAUGCCGCUUCUCUUCAGCUCAAAGUCAUCAAUUAUCUGCAGCAGCAGACCAAGUCUCAGUGUUGCUGUUUGUUGCUGGUGUCUGAGGACAACCACCAGCUAUUCUGCCAGGUGGUUGGAGACAAAGUUCUGGAGGAGGAGAUCAGCUUCCCGCUGAUGUUUGGACGCUUUGGUCAAGUCGUGGAGAAAAAAAAGUCUAUUUCCCUCCAGGACAUCAGCGCUGAAGAACGCAGGCAGCUGUCCAGCAUGCUGGGCUGUGAGAUCUCCUCCAUGCUUUGUGUCCCUGUUGUGAGCAGGGCCACCGGUCAUGUGGUGGCGCUAGCCUGUGCUUUUAACAAGCAGGGUGGACAGAGACAUGCAGAGGCAGAUGAACACGUCAUCCAACACUGUUUCUGCUACACCUCAACAGUCCUCACUUCAACUCUGGCCUUUCAGAAAGAACAAAAACUAAAAGUGGAAUGUCAGGCACUUCUGCAAGUAGCCAAGAAUCUCUUCACACACUUGGAUGAUGUGUCAGUGCUGCUACAGGAAAUAAUUGUGGAGGCCAGGAACCUGAGCGAUGCAGAGAUCUGUUCAGUGUUCCUGCUGGAUCGGGAUAGCCAUGAACUAGUGGCGAAGGUGUUUGAUGGAGGUGUUGUUACUGAUGAAGAGAAUGAGUUUCGUAUCCCAGCCGAUCAAGGCAUCGCAGGCCAUGUUGCAACCACCGGUCAGAUUUUAAACAUUAAGGAUGCCUACUCCCACCCUCUCUUCUACCGCGGCGUGGACGAUAGCACCGGCUUCAGGACUCGCAACAUUCUCUGCUUCCCCAUCAAAGACGAAAACAACGAGGUGAUUGGUGUAGCGGAGUUGGUGAAUAAAAUGAACGGGCCAUGGUUCAACCGCUUUGAUGAAGAUCUGGCCACAGCUUUCUCCAUCUACUGUGGAAUCAGCAUUGCCCACUCUCUGCUCUACAAGAAAGUACAUGAAGCUCAGUUCAGGAACACGCUUGCCAAUGAAAUGAUGAUGUACCACAUGAAGGUGUCAGAGGAGGAGGUGACUAAGCUGCUUGUGACUGGAAUCGAACCCGUGAAGGAGAUUCAUCCGUGUUUUGCCGAGUUCACCUACACUCCCCGUUCCCUUCCUGACGACACGACGCCUCAUGGUGUCCUCAGCAUGUUUGAAGAUAUGGGUUUCAUCAACACGUACAAGAUUGACCUGCACACUCUCGCCAGGUUCUGUCUGAUGGUGAAGAAAGGCUAUAGGGAUCCUCCAUACCACAACUGGAUGCAUGCCUUCUCUGUCUCACACUUCUGCUACCUGCUCUACAAAAACCUAGGGUUGUCCAACUACCUCGAGGAUAUAGAGAUUUUAGCUCUCUUUGUUUCCUGUAUGUGUCAUGAUCUGGACCAUCGCGGCACCAACAAUUCUUUCCAAGUGGCCUCGCAAUCAGUCCUUGCUGCUCUCUACAGCUCUGAGGGAUCUGUAAUGGAGAGACACCACUUUGCCCAGGCAAUUGCUAUUCUCAAUACACAAGGCUGCAACAUCUUUGAGAAAUUCUCCAGGAAGGAUUACCAGAGGAUGCUGGAUCUGAUGAGAGACAUAAUUCUGGCUACAGACCUAGCUCAUCACCUUCGAAUUUUCAAGGACUUGCAGAGGAUGGCUGAUGAUGGAUACAAUACAAAGAGUCGCACCCAUCACUCCUUGCUGCUGUGCCUGCUGAUGACUUCCUGUGAUCUGUCAGACCAAACCAAGGAUUGGAAAACAACACGCAAGAUUGCAGAGCUGAUUUACAAAGAGUUCUUCUCUCAAGGAGAUCUGGAGAAAGCCAUGGGGAACAGACCAAGUGAGAUGAUGGACAGAGAGAAAGCGUAUAUCCCAGAACUACAGAUCAGCUUCAUGGAGCAUAUCGCCAUGCCCAUCUACAAAUUACUGUCCGAACUGUUCCCCGGGGCCACUGAGCUGUACGAGCGGGUGGCAGCGAAUCGCGAGCAGUGGACCAAAGUCUCCCAUAAGUUCACCAUCCGUGGGUUGCCCAGCAACAACAGCCUGGACUUCCUGGACCAGGAGUACGAGCUGCUUCAGUCGCAGGGUGCUUUUGGGAGCGACGACCACUGCCUGAAUGGCUGUCUCGAUGACACAGAGGGAGGUCAGGGCCAGUGACAAACAGCGGGGCCUCCAACAGCGUGUUAAUCCGGAAGUUUUCUUGUGGUCCAAUAAGAGGCGAAGAAUACCUUUCUAGAGGCCAAAGACAGGCUGAUCUCUCUGAUGUCAACCAGCUGGUGUGCUUUAGUGGGCCUUGCAGGCUGGAAACUGAAUCAGACUGAAUCUGAACCGAUUCGUCUGAGUCACUGAUUCGAUGCUUGAUGUCGCUUGUGUCAACCAGUCGAGGAGCGUAAAAGAUGACGAGUAUCUUUCUACAUGUCACACGUUCAUUCGUACAGUACUGAUCCUUCUUAAGAUUGUAAAAAUAAAACAAAUCGACACAUAUUCGCACAAACAAGGUGGAAGCAUUGGUAGUUGUGGCAAAGACUCCAACGUGUAACAAUGAAAUGAAGUGCUCUACUUUCUGUUACAUUUCCGUUGCCACACAUCCCACCUGCUGCUUACGAAUGCAUGGACGGACACCUUACCAGUUAUAAACCAAUCUGUGAUCAUUUUCCCCAUUCGUAGGAAAUUAAAGCAUUCUAUUUUUACACAAUCAUAGCAGAUUUUGUAUCCACCUCGUCAGAGUAUGUUUAGGAGAAUCAUGACCUCUUUUUGUUCUUGUUCAUUCAUUUCAACAUAUAAACUCUCCUUCUCUGUUUUAGUGGAGUUUAAGGGACAUUUUUGACAAUCACCCUUCAAUAACAACAGAGGCCAUAAAUUAAAAAAUAUAUAUAAAUGAACACAUGCAUUUUGUGAACAUUAGUCACAAGUAAUUACCCCCUUUUAUUGUUUGUGCUUUUUGUUGCAUUAAAAAUGUUUUAGAUCACCAAACAGAAUUUGAUAUCAGACAAAGGUAGCCUAAAGUAUGAAAUCACUAUUUAUUUUCUUUAUCUCAAUAAUUAAAUCCAAACUAACUUUGACCUAUGUAAAAAAAAAAAGUGCUUUCACCCUACACCUAACAACUGGCUUCAACAGAUGCCAUCAGUCACUGCAAUGACAAGCAAUGAGUUUUUUAUAAUGUUGUGGAGAAAUUUUGUCCCACUAUUAUUUUCUGAAUUGUCUUAAUUUAGCCACAUUGGAGAGUUUUGUGCGAUGAUUUGCCUGUUUAAGGUCAUGCCACCGCAUAUAUAGGAACUUUGAGUGCAGGACUGGACUAGGCCACUUCAAAACCUUGCCUUUGUUUCUUUUUUGAGUCAGUAAAAGGUGAACUUGCUGGUGUCAAGUGAGCUAAAGAUAAAUAUCAGAAAUUGGUGACUGCAGCCUUAUUUUAUGUUACAGAGUUGAAUUUAAUGACAGAAACUUGUUGAGGUCCUCAGGCUGAAAUACAAGAUGCCAUUUUUGUCCAUUGUGUUUCUUAUAUUUCUGUCAUGAACACUGAUUUUAACUGAGGCAGAUAGAGUGCUUUAAAUGUUGUUCCGGGUUCCUUUUUUUACAUCCUGGAUGAGCCAUCAUUAUGCUUCUGCAUUAAUUAUGAUAAACCAAUCUCUUCCAGGAAGGUUUAACCACUGAUCUUGUUUUGUUUUUUUUCUCCAUUUGGGGAUAGCAGCUCUUAUUGCUGCCUACAGGAGUCCCAUACCCUCACAAAUAUAUUUGGAACCCUUCCCAGAUUGAUGCUUGUUAAUUAUAUUUUCCCAUCUGUUCUUAAAUUUUUUUUGGUUGGAGUAUAAUAUGUUGCUUUUUUAAGCCUACUUUAUGUUGUCAUACAGAUUAUAUUCACUUUAUUUUCUGAUUCUAAAGGUCUGACAAUAAUGAGGUUGUACUUGAUGAAAAUGAACCAAAAAAUAGGUUAAGUCACAGAUAAUUCAUAAAUUAACAAGGGAGGGGCUAGAUUAGGGUUUCACGCAGCACCAGAUUAGUUUGGAUAGAUUUUUCUCCAAUAAGUGAAAUUAUAAUUUGAAGACUGUUUUUUGUAUUUAUUCUGACUGUCUUUGUCUGAUAUUAAAGGUUAUUUGAUGCUCUGAAACUUUUAAUUUCAAAAAGAAAAUGCAAAAACAGAAAAACAUCUGGUACAAAUAUUUACUACAGCACUGUUUUUUUCUUAAUCUAAAUUAUUUAAUUACCCCUUUUGCAUUUUUGUAUUUUUUUUUCCUUUAAUUAACCAUUUCAAGACAAAAAAGAAAAGCCCUUUAAACAAUCCAUCUCAUUCGUUGGUGUAAUUGUGCAGUAGAGUGUGUUAAGGAGAGUGUGUCACUGAGUGUGUCCUAUGGAUCUGCCUUAUUGCGUAUCUUUGCUGCCUUUAUUAGAGCUUUUAAUAUAUAAAAGUGGAAUAAAAAGUCUGUUUAGUAUGUUUGUUGAAUAUUCCUAUGGACACUGUGUUGACUGAGAACAUGUAUAUUUUGUAAAACACUUGUUUAAAGACCUCAAACGUUGCAUCUUUUCACUUCUUUUUCUAUUCCUGCCUGUCUGUGCAUCGUACAUGAAAGCAUUGUUACGUAAGAAACAACAUAAGAAAAAAAAGAAUCAACAAGAGAUGUAGC
Messenger RNA from Xiphophorus couchianus (Monterrey platyfish), 5387 nucleotides. RefSeq names its product phosphodiesterase 2A (gene pde2a). Lineage: Eukaryota; Metazoa; Chordata; Actinopteri; Cyprinodontiformes; Poeciliidae. Gene Ontology annotation, biological process: signal transduction. The transcript has 32 exons. The record is from RefSeq and is a predicted model, not a curated record. Gene Ontology annotation, molecular function: 3',5'-cyclic-nucleotide phosphodiesterase activity; protein binding. Bases 16 to 2925 code for a protein of 969 amino acids.